AUGGACGUCGACACAUUUGAGGAGCCUUUUCACAAGAAGCGCCUCGUCUUUGAGGCACGAAGCUGGGCCGAAAGGCUGGCACAUGGGCCGAGGAACACAAACCUUCCGGCCUCGGAGAUGCUGCGCGGCUUGGGCCCGGAGGAGGACGAGAUGCAGGAUUGGCUUGCAAGCCUGCGAGGAUCUUCCCAAGUACCGGGCUCGGUGCAGCGGCCGGUCUUGGAGGAUGUCGAGGUUCGCGUGCUGCGCUUGUCAGGACAGACUCUGAGUUUCAGCGUGGCAUCUGCAGAGACGACACGAGACCUCAAGCAGCGAAUUGAGCUUGAUACUGGAGUGCCAGUGGAUUGGCAAGUGCUUCUACGUGAAGGUGAUGGCUGUGCGACCAUCGAGCUCAUGGACGACCUUCCGGUGGGUCCAUACUGCGAUGGAACAGAGCUACAGUUGAUCCUGCAGGUCUUUCAUUGUCGAGACAUUUGCCUGGCAGCUGUCGAUGGUGCAGGGAAAUAUGGGGCGAUGUUGCAGCUCUUGGAAUUCGGUGGUGAUCUCGCCUGCUGCUACAUCGGGGCCUUGAGCUUCCAGGAUACCAGCUUGAGAGACUUGGCCCUUCAGCUGUUGUUGAAGGGCUUACCAGCCACGGAAGCAACUAGAUUGCUGGCACGGGCCUUGACUUCUGGGGACGAGGAGCUGCAGCGCAAAGCUGCCAUGGCAAUUGCACGAUGGUUUUAUUCAGACCGCGCAAGCCUCUCCCUCUCUCUGCAAGAGGUUUCACAAAACGAGGCCUCGCUCAUGCAGAGUCUCCUAGAGCACGUGGAGCGGCGCAGCAAAGUGCCUUCAAAAGGACGGCCAUGGGAAGGUGGACGAGCCAUUUUCGUCAACGAUGCCUUCAAGGCAGCGAGGGGCACGCUGGGAGGUUACCUCACCACGGCUCGGCGGCUGAAGCCUGGGUGGAUGUAUCGGCAGCUGAUACCCAUGAGCGGAUUGGAGAUUUUGGAAUCCACCCAGUUGCCGCAAGUGGCUGCUGAAAGAGGUGUCUCGCUGGAAAAGCUUCAGUCCUGCCUGGAAUUCAAGUGGGUGAACAAGAGCGGCAACUUCCCCUGCGCAGCAGUGCCUGAGCCGAUGCUCUUGACAGCUGCACGAUCCAUGCCAGAGUUUCUGCCAGACAGCUUACUUUCUUGGGUACUGGUUAGCAUCACGAACGUCACGCCUUUUCUCCGAACGGACCCUGACAGCAGCAUGGCUGAGGAAGAGGAUGCAGACCUGUGGGCCGCCGUGGCAGAGCUCCCGAGACUUCCAGCCGAGCACACGCGUCUCGCGUUGGAAUGCGCAACCUUGGCAGCAGGCCCCGGACAUCGCCGCACACUGGAGGCCGCUUGCUGGCAGGCUGGGCACGGCGACGCUGCUGUCCGCGAGCAAGCCAUGGAGGCAAUCCAGCAGUUGGCGCAGGCCUCCGACUUGAGAGGGCUCCAUGCGCUGAUGGAUACAUGGUGGGGUACUGACGCGCACGUGCAGAGGAUCCGGCGUGAGAUUGAUCGCUUUUUUCGAGGUAGACAAUUGUCUGGCACGCAACCAGUUGAGGGCCUGUAG
Messenger RNA from Symbiodinium sp. CCMP2456, 1581 nucleotides. Lineage: Eukaryota; Dinophyceae; Suessiales; Symbiodiniaceae. The record is from the annotation of a GenBank genome assembly.